Messenger RNA from Biomphalaria glabrata, 3466 nucleotides. Its product is annotated as ganglioside GM2 activator-like. Gene Ontology annotation, molecular function: enzyme activator activity; lipid carrier activity. Lineage: Eukaryota; Metazoa; Mollusca; Gastropoda; Planorbidae. The record is from RefSeq and is a predicted model, not a curated record. Gene Ontology annotation, biological process: lipid transport; ganglioside catabolic process. Bases 164 to 862 code for a protein of 232 amino acids. The transcript has 4 exons. Gene Ontology annotation, cellular component: cytoplasmic side of plasma membrane.
UCUCGACCAAGUUACAUUCUGUCACCAAGACGGUUUGACUGACUUUCUGUGACUUAAGACUUAAGUAGACAUAGACUCUACUUAAUCCAUAAUUUUAUUCUAUCCAGAUCUAGACCUUUAUUAAGCCUGAUUUACAUUCGUGGUAAGUCCUGUUGGAAAGAAAAUGUACAAAGUUCUUAUUAUACUCUUCUUUUUCUCGACAUCCUCGUUACUUCUGAAUGUAGUGGGUGAAUCAAUAAUUCGGCGAUUGGUGAUGCAGCAAGUGGAAGAAUUUGAGAUAAGAGAUGAUAGAUCUAAUUUAGAUCUAGCCCAAGCGCAAUCCUCUUUUAACAUUUCAGAUCACAAGCUGAUCAAGUUUUUAUCAGAUGUACAGAAAGCCACAAAAUAUAUUCAACAUCCACUCACUUCCUUCUCAUGGGGUGUUUGUGACACUGGCUCAACUCAGUUGGCCAAAAUCAAUUCUCUCACACUAUCACCAGACCCACUGCCAAUACCAGGAACUGUUUCUCUCAGUUUUGAUGUAGAGUUGAGUAGCAAUGUGGAUGCUCCACUGCAGGCUUCUGUAACAUUGAAGAAGAAGAUAGGCUUUAUUUGGAUUGAAGUCCCUUGCAUUGACAACUUGGGUUCCUGUACAUACAAUGAUAUCUGUGAACGAUUAGUCGGUGCUAACUGCCCACAGGUAUUUGUGGAUCACAAUGUUCCUUGCAAGUGUCCUUUUCCCCAGGGGCAUUUCACCAUACCAGUCACAGACAUACCUAUCAAAUCUGGUUCAGUUCCAAGUGGUGCCUACAAACUGGAGUUGAAACUUUCUGUUAGCUCUGCUUUAGUUACCUGUAUUGAUAUCAGUUUCUCCAUUAAUUAAGAAAGUUUUAUUCUUCUGCUUUUUUAAUUAUUAUAUUUUUUUUAAAGGAAAAUCUAUGCUUAUAUAUUUUUAUACUGAUAAUAUUCCACAGAGUUUUUUUUAUGAAGUCACACUUAAAAUAAAUCAAUAAAAAUGUAAUUGAGAUAAGUUGUUAGUACACGAGGAAAAUAGCUUGUCUGGUCAUGUAUAUUCACUAUUUUGUCUAAUUAAUAUCCAUCUACCACAUUUGACUACUGCAAUUUGAUAAACCUCAAGAUACAAUUGCGACAUUUCUGGCAUUUAGAUACACUCCCAAUAAAGAAUCUGCCAAAAGAUGGACAAUAAGAGAACUUAUGAAAAGAGGUUGUCUUUUAUGUGAAGAGAACUUGAAAUUGGCUGUAAGUAUUUUUGAUAAACAGAAUUUUUAUUCUUUAUUGUUUAUUUAUAACCUUAGUUUGUAACUUGAAAAGACUACAGAAAAAAUUAGACUUUCUGCAAAUUAAUUAUUAGUGUAAGUAAUGAUUGUUAAAUGCAAGAUUUUUUAAAAUCAAUGUUGAAUAUAUAUACAUAUAUAUAAAGGGGCCUUUGUUUUGAUUGAUUGAUUAAUGUACUGUUUUAUUAUGUAACAGUGAUAUUUUACAAUUUUUGAAAGUUGUUUUAAAAUAGACUUAACACAUUCUGCUGAGUGAAUCUAUGCAAUGCUUUGUUAUUGAAAUAUUACAUAUUUCCAAACUUGUCUGGUACUGUACGUUUGCAAGAAUUAUGCAAAUUACAGUCUUUUACAAUGUGAUAUAGUAUGUAAAAUACCAUCCUCUAAUGUAUUUAACAUACUCAAAAAGUAUUUUAAUAGCUCUAAAAAGUAAAUUUUUAACGAUGACUUACAUCAUCUGUAACUUUAAUGUUUUAGAAUUUCACCAAUGAGAUGAUAAGUCCUGUACAAUGUUUUUAAUCUCUUGUUUUCAUCCAAGCACUGCUUAGCACUGGGCUCUAGUUCAGUUGGAAAAAUAGAAUGGUAUCCUUCUCCUCUGCUUCACAUUAUCAAGUAUAUAUAUAUAUGUUAAUACUAUGUACUUUUUCUAUUUCAGUAGUGUUCUUUAUAGUGAAUUAGUGUACUAAUAAAACUUCUUUCUUCAUUAGGCCUAUAAAUCACCUAACAAUAAAAAAUAUUCAUACUAAAUCCAAUUUAGCGCUAUUUUAAUUCAAUUAAAAUUUAUAUUCAAAGGAAGAGCAAUCUCAAAUUUGCAUUCAUGGAGUAUAAUGUUUACUUUUUCUUGUUCAAUGGAAAUCUCUAUUAACUAUAUUUGGCUAAAUUAUUAAAUAUAUUUUUUAACAGCUAUUUAAAAAAUUUUAAUCACAAAACUGUAAUGUUUUAAAACUAUAUAAUUUAUUGUUAACAGGCUAUUGUUGGUAAAAGUGUAUUUUAUAAUUUUAUUACAAGUCAGGUAUAUAUUUUAAAUUUUUACUGUAAAUACAUAUAUUUAUAUAACAAUUUACUGCUGUAUAUGUUUAAUGACCAAAAAUUUUAUUUUACUAGAAACUUUGUAAAUGUACACUGUUGGGACCACAUUAUUUUAAUAUUUAUAACGUUUAUAGUGUGCUUUAACACUCUGGGCUUGUUACAUAGUUUAUAAAAGGGCCUCUGCUUUUAAUGAUGUUUACCGAUAAAUUUAUUUUAAAUGAUUAUACAUUUUCAAUGUAUUUUUAGUUAUAUUUGUGUGUAUUGUUUUUUUUUUUUUUUUUAAUUUAGACCAGGGGUGGCCAACCUUUUUUUAAAAAAAAUGUCUGUAUAAUGUAUCAGCAUAUCAAAAAUAAAAAGGCUUGACAUACCUUGAAAUGUACUAAAUAUGUUUAUGGUAAAAUAUACAUUAAUUAUACAUACACUUUAAAAUAAUUUGUCAUAUCUUUGUUCCUUUUUUUGAUAAUAUCUUAAUUUUGCAAAGUUAAACAUUUUGUUUACUAAUUGUCAUGAGAUUUCUGAGACCUUGAAUUUUAUUGGUUAAAAAAAAUUCAUAGAAUCUUUGUGCUUUUCUCUUACGAUGUUCAUUUGAAAAUGAACUCUCCAAAAAUUAUAUUUUUUUUAGGUUCUAUUUUUAGUCUCUAAUUAAUAUGCACGACUAGCUAAUAUAAGGAUAUGCUAACAAAUUAAUCUUCUCUUUUGAAGGAACUUCUGUAAUUUAUAAUGGAAGGUUUUCAAAUUGCACUUUUUGUGCAGUCUGUGCAGUGCAUCUUGGUUGACCAUUCCUGCUUCACACUCAUCAAUACUUUGAGAUUAUUCUGAGAUAUUUUUUCAUUUACAUUUGUACUUUUCCUCUUGUAUCAUAAAAAUAGAUUAUCAUAGAUACAAAAUUUGAACAUUUUUGUUUAUUCUUUAAAUUUACUUUGUAUUUCAUUUAAAAUACUUUUUUUAAACAGUUGUAAUAUAGUCUUGAUCUUUCAUCUGUAUCUUAGUAAAAAAAAAUAAUUUUUAGCUUCAUUAUUUAAAAAAAUAAAUUUUGUAACAUAUUUUUAAAAAAUCAAAAUGUGGCACUACUGUUUUGAAUUUACCCUAUGUUAGUAAGAUGUAAUCUUUCAAUUGUAAAUUGGUUGCAUUUUUUUUUAUUUGAUAAAAAUACAUUUAGAAACAUA